This is a messenger RNA of Microthlaspi erraticum, 1380 nucleotides long. Lineage: Eukaryota; Viridiplantae; Streptophyta; Magnoliopsida; Brassicales; Brassicaceae. The record is from the annotation of a GenBank genome assembly.
AUGAUGAGACCAGCGAGAGACUCCAUUCAGUCUUACAUGAGUAUCACCGGCGCGUCCGAGUCACUCGCGAUUCAGAGACUUGAGGAACACGGCAAUAAUCUCCCUGAAGCGAUCAAUUCCCAUUUCAGGGAUGUGGAAAGGAGCAUUUAUGAUCCAAGCGAUAGUCAUCCAGAAUACAAUGUUGUGGAAGAAAACAAUCAGGCUCGUGGUACCGAGUCUAGGCCAGUCCCAGUCCCAGUCCCAGGCGGACUUCCAUCGCUCCUCUCGGCUGCUAGGGCUUUUAGACCGUCGUUGCUUCUAGAUCCCAAUUACAGAAGAAACAUCCUAAGGCAGCUCAGUGGCUCUGCUUCUUCUGGAAGCCCUCCUCCACCAUCUCACUCAGGGUUCCCUGCUCACUCUACCUGGGGGAAUGAUCAGAUUCGUCCUCCUGGGUUUGGAGAGGUCGGAGGAGACGGUUAUCCGGGACGUUCAUCAAGUUACGGAUCACAGGUCCAUGGUGGAACACAUAGGGAUACUGAAUUACCUGCCUAUAGCAACGAUAACAGCUAUGCAGAAGAAGAAAUGAUCAGAGCUGCUAUUGAGGCUUCGAAGAACGAUUAUCAAGAGGUUCCAUCUAGCGUUUUAUCUUCGAGAGAGGUUAUUAACCGGGAAGACGAGGACUUUGCCCGUGCAAUUUCAAUGUCACUAGAGAUGGAAGAGCGAGAGGGUUUGUUGAGAGAGCAACUAGCUGAGCUUAUGCCUCGCUCUGUGGAGCAUCACGACCCACGUCAAUCCAAUACAACUGAAAGUAGCAGAAAUCAGCCGAGGAGCUCUUCAGUGGAAGACAAGCGUGAAGACAUGAAACAAAAGCAGCCAGUUGAUAGUAGCUCUCAGCGCGGACAUGAUCUCCAGAAUGUUGAAGCUUCUUAUCCCGAGGAGUGGGGUGGCAUUCCGUCAAAAGAGCUAGAGGAGGCAAUGAUGCUGGAAAAGGCACUCUUUAGUGGAGUAGCUAAAGAGAGUGCUUCACAUAACAAUCAGUCUGGAACCAGCAUGGAGUCACAAUCUCCCGAUAACAUGGUCACUGGAGAGGAACCUGAGAGAACUUCCAGUACAACGAAGGUAGUGCUUCCCACCGAGCCAGCAGUCGAAAACGAAGAUGCCAUUACUCUGCUCGUUAGAAUGCCAGAUAGCAGCCGCCAUGGUCGUCGCUUUCUCAAAUCAGACAAGUUUAAGUACCUUUUUGACUUCAUAGAUGCUGCUGGAUUGGUCAAACCUGCCACAUAUAGAGUGGUUAGAUCAUAUCCUCGACGUGCUUUCAGCCUUCAAGACGGUGCUUUAACUUUUGAGGAACUCAGUCUCACCAACAAACAAGAAGCCUUGUUUCUGGAACUAUUGACGUAG